Nelumbo nucifera (sacred lotus) is the source of this 1420-nucleotide messenger RNA. It is a transcript of the gene QQT1, whose product is annotated as P-loop containing nucleoside triphosphate hydrolases superfamily protein. The record is from RefSeq and is a predicted model, not a curated record. Gene Ontology annotation, molecular function: GTPase activity. Gene Ontology annotation, cellular component: cytoplasm. NCBI's taxonomy places the organism in Eukaryota, Viridiplantae, Streptophyta, Magnoliopsida, Proteales, Nelumbonaceae.
UAUAUCAUUUUCUCGCCUCUCCACUUCCCUAGAGACCAGCCUUCUCUUCUCGUGUCUCUCGGGUGAUUUUGAAAUUAAAAGCUUGUACUGAUAACUUCUCGUCUUUGAUUGCGAAGCUUCGUUCUGGUCGCCUCAUUGAAUUUCUUCUAGGUAAGUCAAGAUACAAUCUUUCCAUACAGAGAAAGUUCGUAGAGGUGGAUAGAAUCAUAAAACAGAGGAGGGUAGGAUGGUGUUCGGUCAGGUGGUCAUCGGUCCCCCUGGGUCGGGGAAGACGACUUACUGCAAUGGCAUGUCGCAGUUUCUCAAACUCAUUGGAAGGAAAGUAGCUGUCAUUAACUUGGAUCCUGCUAAUGAUGCAUUGCCGUACGAGUGUGCUGUGAAUAUUGAGGAGCUAGUAAAACUCAGUGAUGUAAUGAUUGAGCAUUCUCUUGGCCCUAAUGGAGGUCUUGUGUAUUGUAUGGAUUACUUGGAGAAGAACAUUGACUGGUUGCAGUCCAAGUUGGAACCUCUUCUCAAAGAUCAUUAUCUUCUAUUUGAUUUUCCUGGCCAAGUGGAACUAUUUUUCCUUCAUUCAAAUGCCAAGAGCGUUAUUACCAAACUCAUAAAGAAGUUGAACCUUAGGUUGACUGCAGUGCACUUAGUUGAUGCCCAUCUGUGCAGUGAUCCUGGGAAAUAUGUGAGUGCAUUGCUUCUCUCUCUGUCAACCAUGCUCCAUCUGGAACUUCCACACAUCAAUGUCCUAUCUAAGAUUGAUCUCAUUGAGAGCUACGGAAAGCUAGCUUUUAACCUUGAAUAUUACACCGAUGUCCAAGAUUUAUCAUAUUUACAAUAUCACCUUGAUCAAGAUCCUCGAUCUGCCAAAUACAGGAAGCUCACAAAGGAACUCUGUGAGGUGAUAGAAGACUAUAAUUUGGUCAAUUUUACAACCUUAGACAUUCAGGAUAAAGAGAGUGUAGGGAAUCUUGUUAAGUUGAUAGACAAGAGCAACGGGUACAUAUUUGCUAGCAUAGAAGGCAGUGCAGUUGAGUACAGCAAAAUUGCAGCUGGUCCCAUUGAUUGGGACUACUAUAGAACAGCAGCAGUGCAAGAGAAGUACAUGAAGGAUGAUGAAAAUUUUGAAAAUGAUGACUGAUUGGAAAAGCAUGGAGGUGUGUGCAACAUUGGAGACAAGGUAAGCGUAUGCUUAAGUCAUGACCUUGGAAGAAAUUGAUCGUGCAUGUCAUAGCUUUUGCAGGGGGGGGUCAAACUGAACUGUCUCUGUAAGGUGGUAAGCUCUGUAUUUGUUGCUUUUCCUCCAAAACAUUGUCAAGAUUUUGAAUACAAAUGGAUCAAUGUAUAUCGUUUUAUAUUAAAACCAUAUCUUAUUCAACUUUUUUGAAAAGUAUGUAUUUAGUAUUACGUAUGUACACACAGUUCUGAA